Molecule: messenger RNA, 537 nt
Organism: Mucor velutinosus
Lineage: Eukaryota; Fungi; Mucoromycota; Mucoromycetes; Mucorales; Mucoraceae
Exons: 1
Coding region: 1-537 (178 amino acids)
Molecular function (GO): protein binding
Source: RefSeq, a predicted model, not a curated record
AUGGCUUUUACUGAUUUAGCCCCAGAGAUCAUUCAAGCAAUCCUCGACUGUUUGGAAGCUGUACAAGACUUGGCCGAGUGCCGUUUGGUUUGCAAGGCAUGGAAGCCCAUUUCUGAACAGCUCAUGUUGAGAAAGAAAAUAUUUCUUAUGUCUGAAGAGAACGUAUUGCAGUUGGUUUAUCACUUGAAGAAGGCUCCGCCCUUUGGUAAACUGGUGAAAUAUGUGGUUUUUGAUUUUCAGGAAAACGCUACUGCCAAUGAUGUAUACUUGAAGCUGCUCUCAUUCAUUUUUACGCCCAAUCUUCUUGUUCUGGAUGGCUACAUUCCUAUCAAGAAUAUUUACAAAGAAAUGUUGUCUAUUGCUAGAGAGUCUCCAAAGAAGUUUGACAAGCUGCAAGUUAUCCCUCAAGAACAACACAUGGCGAUCAACUCUAAUGAUUUCAAAACCGCAUGUCUUUUGUUCAAGAAAUCGUUGAAAGUUGUUACAAUUACUUUUACUGAUGAAAACAAACCCAACUGGACAAUUGGAAGCCUUUGA